This is a messenger RNA of Triticum turgidum subsp. durum (durum wheat), 918 nucleotides long. NCBI's taxonomy places the organism in Eukaryota, Viridiplantae, Streptophyta, Magnoliopsida, Poales, Poaceae. The record is from the annotation of a GenBank genome assembly.
AUGGCGGGGAGGUACGACCGCAACCCCUUCGACGAGGAUGACGUCAACCCCUUCGCGGGAGGAGGUGUACCCCCUGCUUCUAAUUCUCGGAUGCCACCCCUUCCUCACGAACCUGCUGGAUUCUAUAAUGAUCGCGCUACCGUGGACAUACCUCUUGGUUCAUCGAAGGACUUAAAGCAAAAGGAGAAAGAACUGCAGUCGAAGGAGGCUGAGCUUAACAAACGGGAAAGAGAACUUAAAAGAAGGGAAGAAGCUGCAGCUAGAGUUCCAUAUUUCACUACCCUGCCUCUCAGUGUCAUACUAUCUUCCUUUUCAUUUGCAGCUGGUAUUGUCAUUGAAACGAAAAACUGGCCACCAUUUAUGCCCAUCAUUCAUCAUGACAUUUCAAAUGAGAUACCAAUCCACCUACAAAGGAUGCAGUACCUUGCAUUUUGUUCAUUGUUGGGAUUGACGUUAUGCCUCUUUUGGAACAUCAUUGCAACUACCGCAGCAUGGAUUAAAGGGGCAGGUGUUGUCAUCUGGUUGCUAGCAAUUAUCUACUUCAUCUCUGGUGUCCCUGGGGCCUAUGUGCUAUGGUAUCGGCCGCUUUAUAAUGCAAUGAGGACUGAAAGCGCUCUGAAGUUUGGAUGGUUUUUUCUGCUGUACUUGAUCCAUAUAAUAUUCUGCAUCUGGUCAGCUGUGUCUCCCCCAUUUCCUUUCAAAGGAAAAUCUAUCGCUGGGUUUUUGCCGGCAAUUGACGUCAUAGGCAGCAACGCUAUUGUGGGGAUAUUUUACUUUGUUGGAUUCGGACUGUUCUGCCUUGAAGCACUGCUCAGCAUUGUGGUCAUCCAGCAAGUAUACAUGUACUUCCGUGGAAGUGGAAAGGCUGCUCAGAUGAGGCAAGAGGCAGCACGUGGUGCUAUGAGAUCUGCCUUCUGA